Pangasianodon hypophthalmus (striped catfish) is the source of this 4307-nucleotide messenger RNA. It is a transcript of the gene capn10, whose product is annotated as calpain 10. The transcript has 14 exons. Gene Ontology annotation, biological process: proteolysis. Gene Ontology annotation, cellular component: cytoplasm. Lineage: Eukaryota; Metazoa; Chordata; Actinopteri; Siluriformes; Pangasiidae. The coding region runs from base 284 to 2302 and encodes 672 amino acids. Gene Ontology annotation, molecular function: calcium-dependent cysteine-type endopeptidase activity. The record is from RefSeq and is a predicted model, not a curated record.
GCAACCGUGGUUCAGUCGCUGUAUGAAUGGCAGGGCGCUGUGCAACGUGUCGUCUUUCCGGAAGUGUGCAUCUUGGUUUAGACUGAUAUUUCUGCACUUCUCAGUUGAUUGUCCUUAAUAUGUACAGUAUGAAUUUAACGCGAGCUGGAUACUCAGACUUUAUUUUGCACGUAGCAGGUAUUCGGUUUUAUUGCACUGAUUAUAAUGCAGAAAGCGUCAGUAUUUCAACGGGUAGAAAAUUAGCUGUCUAGCUAGCUCCGCCCAAGAUUUGGUUACUAUAGAGAUGACAGCUGAGAAAGAUGGGCUAUUUGAGGAUCCAGACUUUACAUCUGAUGACUCCGCCCUCUUCUCGGAUUACACCACGCCCCUUUCCAGGCUCACCGGGAAAGUCACCUGGCUCCGUCCCGAGCAAAUCUGUACGACUCCAUGCCUCUUCCCUGAUGACUUUAAUGAGGCUUACCCAAAGCAAGGCAUUCUGGGAGACUGCUGGUUGCUGUGUGCUUGUAACAUGCUGCUGAAGAACCGCUAUCUGCUGGAUCAGGUGAUGCCCCCUGGACAGUGUGUGUGGGGGCAGAGAGGUUACACUGGUCAGUUUCGGUUCCAAUUUUGGAGGAAUGGCCACUGGACUGAAGUUCGGAUAGAUGAUCGUCUGCCCUGCAUCAACAACACACCCUGUUUCUCUCGCUGUCACAGCCCCAUGGCUUUCUGGGUAGGAUUAUUGGAGAAAGCAUAUGCAAAGCUGCAUGGUUCAUAUGAGCGUUUAUGGGCAGGACAGGUGUGUGAGGCAGUCGUGGACCUGAGUGGGGGUGUGGCUGAACGCUGGAGUUUAAAAAAGUCUGUGAACACACCUGGUGGGGGGAACUUGUUCCCAGAGCUCUCAGAGGAGAUGAGGAAGCAGAGUUACAUCAGUUGCUGUGUACACGAAGCCCCUGAAGGUGCCCCUGAGCAGGGUCAGUUCCACGCUCUCAGUGUAAUGGAGUGGAAAGAUGUGAAAACAAUUGCUGGAGCACAAGUGCAGCUGCUGCAGAUACGCAACCCGUGGGGCAGGAGGUGCUGGGAAGGAGCCUGGACUGAGAAAGGAGCAGGGUGGACUUUGCUGGACCCCUCAUGCUCUGCAGAUCUGCUGGGCCACACAAAGGAGGGGGAAUUCUGGGUAGAUGAGAUGGAAUUCCAGCAGAAAUUUGAUGAAGUCACUGUAGGAUAUCCAAUCAGUGAGGAUCAUCAUCUUCAGAGCAUUUACACGGGGUCUCUCUUGACUCACACCCAGCAGAUAGGUGGCUCCUGGGUCAAAGGCCAUUCAGCAGGGGGUUGCCGUAACAACAGUAGCUACAGCAGCAAUCCUAAAUUUUGGUUAAAGGUUCAGGAAGGAGGAGAGGUGCUCAUGUCAGUCCUGCAGCAUGGACCAUGGAGCUCACUGUACAAUUCCCAGAAAGGGCAAUCAGUUGGCAACACUCAUCAGCACCCGUACUAUCAGGCCAUUGCGCUGCACGUAUGGAAGGUGGACAAAAAGCGCUUUAACUUGACGCGGACACUGAACUCGAUGCCCUGUGCAUCCUCACUCACACACACAUAUGAGCGUGAGGUGGUGGUACACGCACACUUAAGUGCUGGGUUCUACCUGCUCGUGCCCAGCACCUUCCUACAGGGAGCACAGGGGCACUUCCUUCUUCGAGUGCAUGCUACUUGCCCCACUUACCUCAGUGCAGUAAAGGUGAAUGUGCAGCAGGAGUGUGUAGGUGGAGAAUGGGAGAUGGCAUGUGUGAGCGGCUGCUGGACAGUCGGCUCUACAGCUGGAGGAGGUCGGAACUUCCCGUCACAUGGGCAGAACCCUCAUGUUCCCCUCAGAGUGACUUAUGACCCUGGGGGUACAAACGUUAGAGUCACGCUACGACAGCAUAGCCCAGAGAACAAUCUUCAUGCCAUUGGCUUUCAUAUUUAUAAGGUCGUCGGUGAAGCGGACUGCAUGGUGAUUUCAGGUACAGUGUGCCCUGUGGUGAGCUGUGUUCCUCACUCUCACUCUCAGGAAGUCAGUGUCCAGUGUAGGCUGCCCCCUGCUGGCUAUGUCAUUCUGCCCUCCACUUACCAGCCAGACUGCAGUGCAGAAUACACACUCACCAUCGCAUGGAAAAUACCAAGGAAAGCAAUAAGCUGUCAGGAGCGUUUGGGCCAGGCAGUUCAAGAGCUGCCCUCAGCUGAUUUGGAGCCACUCUGGUUGGAGCCAAUAAUGUUCUUCAAGCCUCUCCAAACAUCACACAGGUUUUUCUGCUCCAAUUUGUUCUCCAGACUUCUCAUGUCUCUGUGAUGGGGCUGUAGUGUUUCAGAGGAGGGUGCUCUUUCUGUCUCCAGCUUUCUGCUGACGUGGGUUGUUUGAUACUGGCCAUAGAUGAAAGCCAAAGAGUUUACAUCUCGUUUAGUACAUCUUGUCUACUGGGCCGACUCUAAUGAAAUCCGAUGGCGCUCUGCCCUGCCAUCUAAUAGGAGCUAUUGAAGCUGCCGCCCAUGCCAUGGUCUCUCUCGUGGCUUUUACAAACACUGUGCUGCCAUACAAUGAUCAGUUGAAAGCAAAGUGUUCUACCAUCAAGAACAAAGAGUUCACUCAGGGAGAGAGUUACCGGCUGACCCAUACAGAGCUGGUGUGCCUGCCAACAGCCAAACCAGGAUUGAGAAAGAGAGUGGUGAACAAGUCAGCUCUCAUUCCUUCUAAAGUGGCCAAUGGCUGUUUUAGAACAGCAUAUUUUUAUAGACCAAAUAGGUCACAUACUAUGUUGUAAAUGUUUGAGCAAAUUUUACUGUGGUACAAACUCAACACAGUUAUUCUUUUAGGUAAAAUAAGUGUCUACUGUCACCUACCCUUUGCUCUGCAUAUAUAUUGUGUGAGUUUGUGUUUACAAUUUAACAAAUAAACUGGUGCAAACUGGUGGAAAACAACUGUCUUUAAAUUAUUUUUGCUGCUCUGUGACUAACUUGUUUUUCAUUUUUCUUUUAACAUACCUGGUUCUUGCUGAAAAUUAGUGUGAAGAACCCAGUAAGCUUGUCUGCAUGGAUACAAUGCAAGCUUAAAUCUGGACCAGAUGGGCUGAACUGCAGUCCAGGAAGGCCUGAGACAUGCACAGUUUGAUGAUUUCCCUGCUCAAUAUGCCAUUCUCCAUAUCAUCUCAAAUAUAGACUACAAAAAAUAAAAUGUAAACAAAUAUGGUGUUUUCAUUCACAUUUUCUACCCAAAAACAUUUAAGGCCUUACACAAUUCUUGUAUACAUCCUUAUCAUAUAAAACUUUGGAAUAAUUAAAAAUCCUUUGGUUUUAAUAAGCUUUGUUGUUAUGUUAAGAAUGCAAUUUUUAUUUCUCUGCAUAUAUUUGAUAUCCCCCUUGGAACGCCAGUGUUUCCAGUGUAGAAAUGCUUCUCCAAUAUUAAUUUGUCAUCUUUUUUGGUCCAUUAGUUCCUUACACUUAUUGUCAUGGUGGUCUGUUUUCCUUUUCUUUGCGAUUAUAAUAUUAGUCUUCAGCCAGCAAACGUAUAGCCACAUUGACAAAUAUCACACAAGAAGAACUGACUGGAUCAAUGUUACUGCUAAUACUGAAUACCUAAUGCUCUCCAGACCUGCCUGAUCCAUCCUGAUGCCCUACUUCUGGUUGGAGUUCUCAUCACUUGGAAAUCACUCGCUGUUGCUGAGGAUGGACCCACAUGGACAGCCUAAAGAUCAAUGAGAUUACUGAGGAUGGUGCCACUUAAAAACCAUGAAGAUGGCUUUGGACUUUAAUUGAGAUUAUAGCUUUAGGACUGCAAUUGCCACAGUUUUGCAUUCAAGUCUCCAUCAGUGAACAGUUGAACUUCAGCAAAAUAGACCAUGUGAAAAAUAUAAUUUCCUAUUUACACAAUUACACUUGUUGACCAUGUAGUACACAGUUAUAGAAGGGAAUUAUUUAUAGCUGCACUUUUCGUUAUCACCCAGAUGAAGAUGGGUUCCCUUUCGAGUCUGGAUCCUCUCAAGGUUUCUUCCUCAUAUCGUCUCAGGGAGUUUUUCCAUGCCACUGUCACUUCUGGCUUGCUCAUUUGGGAUAAAUUUGUAUGUUUAAAAUUUAUAUCCUGAAUUUGUAUAUUUCUGUAAAGCUGCUCUGUGACACUGGCCAUUGUUAAAAGCGUUAUACAAAUAAAACUGAAUUGAAUUGAAUACUGCGAGUACAGUUUCAGACUAAUAUUACAUUAGAACUACAACAUAACUGAGCCUAAGUCUGAAUGUGGCAUCCAAAGGAACAGGCCUGUUUGAGUAUAUGAAAAGUUUGUAUCAUUAAGUACAGAAUAGUUGGGA